CUUCGUUAUCCUGUAUUAGUAUCAAAUAAUGAUGAAACCACCUUGUGUAAGGAGCAAAGCUCCUCUUCUCUCUGGCCAGUCAUCAUAAAGUCGAUUGUUCCUGGAUCCCUUGCUCAUCGUGACGGCCGACUAAAAUGUGGCGACUUUAUUCUUGCCGUAAAUCGACGAUCCCUGGCUGGUCUUUCUCACGACGAGGUGGUUGAUCGGCUUAAGCAACUUUCCGGUGACGUCAUGCUUCACAUACUGUCCUGGCCAGGAACACUUGUCUAA
Messenger RNA from Protopolystoma xenopodis, 270 nucleotides. Lineage: Eukaryota; Metazoa; Platyhelminthes; Monogenea; Polystomatidea; Polystomatidae. The record is from the annotation of a GenBank genome assembly.